GCGCACCAGGACUUUUAUGGAAACUUGCUGCUGGGGACGGCGGCGGCGGUGGCGGCAGCCAGAGGGCUCCCAGCGACUGGAGCAGCAGUGGCUGCGGUCAGAACUCCCAGACCCCUACCCACACCCAAGCGCCGGACGCACACAAUCUCUCCGCACUCAAAGAGGACCUAAGCUUGUCACCAGUUCCUGAAGGGUGCAAAAAUAUACAAAGCUGUAUCAACGCAAAAMCAAACUGAGCAAACAUGAAUGAUAUUUCCCAAAAAGCCGAGAUUCUGCUUUCUUCGUCUAAACCUGUCCCAAAAUCCUAUGUGCCAAAACUUGGCAAGGGUGAUGUAAAGGAUAAGUUUGAAGCCAUGCAGAAAGCCAGGGAAGAAAGAAAUCAAAGGAGAUCUAGAGACGAAAAGCAAAGAAGAAAAGAACAAUAUAUUAGAGAGAGAGAAUGGAACAGGAGAAAGCAGGAGAUUAAAGAGAUGCUUGCUUCUGAUGAUGAGGAAGAGGUAACUUCUAAAGUAGAAAAGGCUUAUGUCCCAAAGCUAACAGGGACUGUUAAAGGUAAAUUUGCUGAAAUGGAGAAACAAAGACAAGAGGAACAAAGGAAGAGAAUGGAGGAGGAACGAAAACGCAGAAUUGAACAGGAUAUGUUAGAAAAGAGGAAAAUACAGCGUGAAUUAGCAAAAAGAGCUGAGCAGAUUGAGGACAUAAACAAUACGGGAACUGAAACAACAUCAGAGGAAGGAGACGAUUCACUACUUAUAACAGUGGUACCUGUCAAAUCAUACAAAACAGCUGGAAAAAUAAAAAAGAAUUUUGAGGAUCUAGAAAAAGAAGAGGAGGAGAAAGAAAGGAUUAAGUGUGAAGAAGAUAAAAGAAUAAGACAUGAAGAACAACGACGAUCUCUCAAGGAAGCAAAAUGUCUUUCAUUCCUCAUGGAUGAUGAAAUGGAAAGUGAGGCAAAAAAAGAAUCACUUUUUCCUGGAAAAUUGAAGCUAACUUUUGAAGAAUUGGAGCGACAACGACAAGAAACCAGAAAAAAGCAAGCUGAAGAGGAAGCAAGACAACGUUUAGAAGAGGAGAAGCGUGCUUUUGAAGAAGCAAGGCGGCAAAUGGUAAAUGAAGAUGAGGAAAACCAAGACACAGAAAAAAAAUUUCAAGUAUACCGUCCUGGUAAACUCAAACUCAGUUUUGAAGAAAUGGAAAGGCAAAGGAGAGAAGAUGAAAAAAGGAAAGCAGAAGAAGAAGCCCGUAGGAGAAUAGAGGAAGAAAAGAAGGCAUUUGCUGAAGCACGAAGAAGCAUGGUAGUAGAUGAUGACUCCUCAGAAAUAUAUAAAACAUUCUCUCAAGAAUCUCUUACACCGGGAAAACUGGAAAUAAAUUUUGAGGAAUUAUUAAAACAAAAAAUGGAAGAAGAAAAACGGCGAACAGAGGAGGAACGGAAGCAUAAACUAGAAAUGGAGAAACAGGAAUUUGAACAACUGAGACAAGAAAUGGGAGAGGAAGAAGAAGAAAAUGAAACCUUUGGAAUGAGCAGAGAAUAUGAAGAAUUAAUCAAAUUAAAAAGAAGUGGUUCUAUUCAAGCUAAAAACCUAAAAAGCAAGUUUGAAAAAAUUGGGCAGUUGUCUGAAAAAGAAAUACAGAAAAAAAUAGAAGAAGAACGAGCAAGGAGGAGAGCAAUUGACCUUGAAAUUAAAGAGMGAGAAGCAGAAAAUUUCCACGAGGAAGAAGAUGUUGAUAUAAAGCCUGCAAAAAAAAGUGAAGCUCCAUUUACUCAUAAAGUGAAUAUGAAAGCAAGAUUUGAACAAAUGGCUAAAGCAAGGGAAGAAGAASAACAAAGAAGAAUUGAAGAACAAAAGUUUCUACGAAUGCAGUUUGAACAAAAAGAAAUUGAUGCAGCACUACAAAAGAAAAGAGAAGAGGAGGAAGAGGAGGAGGGUAGCAUCAUGAAUGGCUCCACGAUUGAAGAUGAAGAGCAAACCAGAUCAGGAGCUCCAUGGUUCAAGAAGCCUCUGAAAAACACCUCAGUUGUAGAUAGUGAGCCAGUCAGAUUUACUGUUAAAGUAACAGGAGAACCCAAACCAGAAAUCACAUGGUGGUUUGAAGGAGAAAUACUGCAGGAUGGGGAAGACUAUCAAUAUAUUGAAAGAGGAGAAACUUACUGCCUUUACUUACCAGAAACUUUCCCAGAGGAUGGAGGAGAGUAUAUGUGUAAAGCAGUCAACAAUAAAGGCUCUGCAGCUAGUACCUGUAUUCUUACCAUUGAAACUGAUGACUACUAGGGUACCCUCUCAACUUGGAACUUUCUCUAUCUACAACUUUCUUUCUUCCUACUUUCUGUGGCAGUGCCAAAAAGGAUACCAGAAGUACCACUCUGUUGACUUCUUAAUUCCUUUUCAUAAGUCUUCAAAACACAAACUCUUAUUACAGAAUACUGUUUUUCAAUUGAAUAUCAGAUUUAUCAACAUAUUCUACAAUAUGUAUUUUAGCAGUCAAUAAAAUAUAUUUAUGAGA
Messenger RNA from Urocitellus parryii (Arctic ground squirrel), 2505 nucleotides. It is a transcript of the gene Nexn, whose product is annotated as nexilin F-actin binding protein. Lineage: Eukaryota; Metazoa; Chordata; Mammalia; Rodentia; Sciuridae. Gene Ontology annotation, biological process: mitochondrial fusion. The record is from RefSeq and is a predicted model, not a curated record.